Orbicella faveolata is the source of this 866-nucleotide messenger RNA. Its product is annotated as dolichol kinase-like. NCBI's taxonomy places the organism in Eukaryota, Metazoa, Cnidaria, Anthozoa, Scleractinia, Merulinidae. Gene Ontology annotation, molecular function: dolichol kinase activity. Gene Ontology annotation, biological process: dolichyl monophosphate biosynthetic process. Gene Ontology annotation, cellular component: endoplasmic reticulum membrane. The record is from RefSeq and is a predicted model, not a curated record.
UUUUCUUCAGUGACUACUGGGAGAAAGUGGCUGGAUACAUGGCAUUCUAUGCUGUUAUACUUUUUACAUUCUUUGCACUUCUGUUACCUUGGGCUGUACUCAUGCUGGGUGGCAACAACCCAUUUCUAUGGCUGUGGAAUUAUUUGGACAAUGUACAUAUAAGGAUGCCAUUAAUUCGCUACUGGUUUUGUAUCGUUCUUGUUGCUAUUGGCUUCGUUGCAUGGCAAAGCCGAAAGCCGACUUCUUCAGCCUCGUCCACUAUAACUCGGAAAUUUUUCCAUCUGCUAGCGCUCGCUGUCUAUAUACCCGGGGUAAUUUAUGAGCCAUACUUGAUGCACUUAGCUUCCUCCGUUGCUGUAGCGGCUUUCGUGUUUAUUGAGUACAUUCGAUUGUACAGAAUAGGACCUUUUGGUGAACCAAUUCACUCGGCUCUGCAGGUGUUCUUAGAUGAGAAGGAUUCUGGUCCCCUUAUUUUGACCCACGUUUAUUUGUUACUGGGUUUUGCGGUGCCGUUGUGGAUAUAUCCUGUGGAUUACAUGAAGCCUGAUGCCACUGGUUGUAAGCUUGCACUGUAUUCUGGGAUACUUUCUCUCGGCAUCGGGGACACAAUGGCCUCAGUCGUAGGAAAGAAAAUUGGGCGUUACCGCUGGCCAGGUUAGUCUCCAUGGCAAUAAAAAUUCCUUUAAAAAGACGUGUACGUUUGUAACUUCUUUGGUGAACACGCGGGAAGUUAUUUUUUUCUUAUGGUAAUGUUAGUCUGUUGUUUGUUGGUUGGUUUCUUGUUUGUUUGUUUGUUUGUUUGUGCGUUCUACCGCUUUUCGUACGCUGAAAUCUAGGAGUUUGCUUUUCUCCCCUAAAUAAUAAUA